UGUAAGACACUAGCAGGCAUAAGCAACCCCUACCUAGGAGCUUUGAGACCCCGCCGUGCAAGGGGAACGCGUAGUACUUGGAAUUAAUCCGUCGCUUGGCCGGCGGCCAAAAAUGAGGCCUCAGAAGGCGCCGAGUUGACAUACAUUGAGCACACUGCAGGCCCAGUGCAGGGCCCUCACGCCAUCGAGCAGACCAUGCGCCGCGCCCUCGCCCUCGCGGCCGUCGUCGUAAGCGCGCGCCAGGACCACCUCUGCGCCGAGGACGUGUGCUUCUACCACGUCCCCAAAACGGGCGGCGACUCGUUCAAGUAUCUGUUACGAGACGAGCUAGAUUAGCCAUGUACGUCGGACAGCAGCACGGCAAGUACGGCCUCGCGACGCGCGACAGGGUCUACGCGGAAUGCCGCGACGCGGCCAACGCCACUUGUCAGGUUUAUGACCCGCGCGACAUGGAUCACAAGUGCGGCUUCGCGACGAUACAUAGGAGCGCGAUUUUUUGCUUCAAGCCGGGCGGCGACAGUCCGUACCGCAAGGGGUUCUACGACGCGAUGCUCGCCGGGUGCAUUCCCGUGAUCUUUUCGUUACAGAACGAGCUGGUCGCUCCAUGGUUCGUGCCCAGGGGCGUGGCCGUCCGGCUCUCCGAGAGAAAGUAUGGAAAUGGUACGUUCAAGGCGCUCGACGUUCUUAGGAGGAUCCCGUCCGAAGAAAUCGCGCGGCGCCAGUCUAUAAUACGGAAGCACGGCCACCGCCUCCAGUACGCCGUCGACGAUCUUGGCGAGGAGCCGGACGCGGUCGAGACGCUGUUUGUGGGGGCGCUCGGGCUGGCGCACGACCUCGCGGCGCUUUAUGAGGUGUAGUUCCCCUCAUCCUCGCCUCGCCGCGGCGGCUAGCAAGAGGACCACUCCUAAAACCCCCAG
Pelagomonas calceolata is the source of this 917-nucleotide messenger RNA. Lineage: Eukaryota; Pelagophyceae; Pelagomonadales; Pelagomonadaceae. The record is from the annotation of a GenBank genome assembly.